Fraxinus pennsylvanica is the source of this 933-nucleotide messenger RNA. The record is from the annotation of a GenBank genome assembly. Lineage: Eukaryota; Viridiplantae; Streptophyta; Magnoliopsida; Lamiales; Oleaceae.
AUGGAGGUUCAAUGCUCUCAUUCCAUAGUUUUGCUGUUAAUCUGCAUGAUUUUAAUUGAUUUCUCAUGGAUGGGAGCUGGGGCAAAGCCACAAUUUACGGCAAUGUAUGUGUUUGGUGAUUCACUUAGUGAUCCCGGAAACAGUCUAUAUUUCCACACAACGGCAACAAAAUCCAACUAUUUUCCUUAUGGUAUCGAUUUCCCUGAUGGACCUACCGGAAGAUUCAGUAAUGGGAAGAUCAUAGUAGACUUUCUUGCUGAAUUGAUGGGAUUGCCUCUGCUUCCGCCCUACAAAAAUCCUACUGCAGCAGGAAUUCUUGACGAAAGUGGAAUUAAUUUUGGUCAUCGGAUCCCUUUAAGUGAACAAAUUCAGAACUUCAAAAACACCGUGAAUCAAUUGAGAACUCAAAUGGAAGAGGAGGAAAUGAGCCAAUAUCUGGCUAAUGCUUUAGUAAUUAUGGCCAUUGGUGCGAAUGACUACAUUAACAAUUAUCUGAUGCCUCUAAUAUUCAAGAGUAGCCACAUUUACAGUCCGGAGGAUUUUGCUGAUCUUCUCAUAAAUCAAUAUGCGAAUUAUAUAUUGGAACUCCACAACUUUGGUGUAAUGAAGUUCUUUUUAGUGGACAUUCCACCAUAUGGAUGUACGCCUUUUCAACUGAUCACUAGCCAUGCGCUACCAGGACAGUGUAUAUCAAUUACUAAUAACAUUGUGAAAAUGUUUAACUCACGACUUAAGUAUCUUGUUGCUCGCCUAAAUUCAGAUUUCCAAGAUUCUCAGUUCGUUUAUGGCCCUGCUUACAGAUGGUUUUUUGAGUUGCGUGACAGUCCAUCUGCUUAUGGGUUACUGGUAACGGUCAAAGGUUGUUGUCGCUUUGGACCUAAAAAUUUUGGACUACUAUGUCUUCGAAGCAUCACACUUUCCAUGUGCCAAUAG